UAUAUAUAUAUAUAUAUAUAUAUAAUAACGAUUAAAUAUUUGACACUGAUUUGACGUAUACACAUCUGCUCAUUUCUGUGACUUCUCUGUAUCGCUUCACUGUUGUUAGGAAGAAUACGAUUUACACCCAACUAUGGCAGAAUUUGACAAGAAGCAAAUUUUCACUACACUCAGCUUAGUGCUACUUGUAUGCCUCACUGCCACAGCAAUCGGUGAAGAUCGUACUCUGUCGUCUCAAUACAAACCGGGUACUUUGAAAGCAGCUCAUGCGUUCUACUUUCUUGCAUUAUUUGCCUUCAUAGCUGCACUUAUACUACACUUAUUAUAUGUUUUAAAAUUCGAAAUGCAGAUAUUCAAGUAUAUUUAUCUUGGAUUAAUUGUGACUGGACUAUUUUGUGCAAUACUCAGUGUUAUUCUGUACUAUCAAGCAUUCUCCAAAUAUCGUACAGCUAAACCGGAGUCGAAUUCAUGGCUGAUUGCAGCUAUAAUGGCCUCCUUCCAGUUGAGUGUGUUCGUAUUUAUGUAUCACUUGAAGUAGACAUACGGCUGAGUGACUGAAUUAUUGACUGAUUGACUGAUGUUACAUUCACUAAGUCACUCACUCGCUCAAUUCAUUCAUUCAUUCAUUCAUUCAUUCGUUCGUUCACUUAUCAAACAAUAUGAACAAAAUCCAUGACAGUGAUAAUAGUCAUAAACACAUCUGAGCAGAAUUCACCUUAUUUUCUUAAUUGUGUCAUUUGUUUAAAUUAACAAGACAGUUUUGUUUUUGUUUAUUUUGUUUCGUUUUUUUUGUUUUUUUGACAAAUAUACUUUAAAUGAUUCUCCA
Molecule: messenger RNA, 826 nt
Organism: Trichobilharzia regenti
Lineage: Eukaryota; Metazoa; Platyhelminthes; Trematoda; Strigeidida; Schistosomatidae
Source: the annotation of a GenBank genome assembly